AUGGGUGCAGCAAAGCCGGCCCUGACCAUCCCCGGCCUAUAUUCACGAGGAUGGCGGCGCUGGGAAGGCCGCUUGCUUGCAGGUCCCGCACUGGCAAGUGCACAGUUGUAUGCAGACGUAGGCGUCGUCCUGUCCUUCGACAGGACGAAGAUGACAGCCCAAGUCUUAUGGGAGGGCUCAGGGCGCGCGCACUCGCACUACCAGUAUGGCAAGUCAAAGGAGCUCAUGCUGCACGUGAGCGGCAAAAGCACACUUGGGACGUCACCUCUGGGGAGGCGCAACUCACAAGCCUUCUUCGCAGACAAGGCCCAGACGCUCCUCAUCUUCGACUGGGACGACACCCUCUUCCCCACCACCUACGUCCGGGAUGACCUGGACUUGAGUUGGAACAAGCCACUCAAAGAGCAGUCGCUGACGUGGGCGGAGAAGGCCGAUGUGGGGAAGAAGCUCGAACAGUGCGCAGCGCAUGUCGUGGAGCUCCUCAAGAGCGCUUGCAGCUUCGGCAAGGUGGUUCUGGUGACCUUGGCGCGCGCGCCCUGGGUCUCCGAGUCCUGCAAGAACUUCUAUGUCUCGGUCGGUCGGCUCAUCAACCAGCUCAAGGUGCCAAUCGUCUACGCCCAGGAGGGAAUCCAGGUGGACUACAGCAAGUCGCAGAUGUCGUCAGACGAGGAGAUCGAGCGAUUUUGGAGUGCCGUCAAGGGCAAAGCGAUCGCACGCGAGUGUCGGCAGUUCUACUCCCAAUACGAGGGCCAGAGCUGGAAGAACGUGAUCUCCAUUGGGGACUCCGAUUUCGAGCGGCUGGGCACGCAGAGUGCCAUGGAAGACUACAUGAAGGAGAGAGGCAUCGAGCAAGAUGGUCAGCUUGUGGAUGUGGGCGGCCACAUGUACAAAGUUCGUACCAAGACGUUCAAGAUGGUGGAUGAGCCAACGAUCGAAGAGUUGACGGUGGAGGUGGAGAUGCUCAAGGCAUGGCUUCCCCUCAUGGUGAAGCUGGACAGCAGCUUCGACGUCAACCUCAACAAUGCAGACGACCCUGAAGUCCUACAGUCCAUAGAAAAGACUUUGCGCGGCGACAAGAGCCACUGA
Molecule: messenger RNA, 1086 nt
Organism: Symbiodinium natans
Lineage: Eukaryota; Dinophyceae; Suessiales; Symbiodiniaceae
Source: the annotation of a GenBank genome assembly